Bathycoccus prasinos is the source of this 909-nucleotide messenger RNA. RefSeq lists its product with no specific name. The transcript has a single exon. Bases 1 to 909 code for a protein of 302 amino acids. The record is from RefSeq and is a predicted model, not a curated record. Lineage: Eukaryota; Viridiplantae; Chlorophyta; Mamiellophyceae; Mamiellales; Bathycoccaceae.
AUGAUGACUUUCGCUCGCGAAGGAAAUUUUUUCUUCACAUCUUCACGAAACACUCAACUCACGAAAGAAGAGCUUUUUCUGCACAAAUUUCAGAGCGUGAUGCGGAGGCGAAAAAAAGGCGUCGACGACGACGCGAAAACGACGACGACGACGAAGAAGGUUUCAUCGAAGUCCUCGUCGUCGAACAAAAGCUCAACCUCGGGGUCGAAAGCGAGGAAACGAAAAGACCUCGUCGCGAUUGGAAACAUUCUUAAGUGUCUGUUUCUUUUCGCCGGCAUUUUACUCGGCCUCUCGAUGGUUGGGGUGAAGAGGCAACGAGAAGAACGACAACAACAAAGAGUAACGACAUCUUCUUUUCCCCCGGAAGAACAGAUGAAGGAGCUGGAAAAAGCGAGAGAGAUGUUGAGAGCGAACUACGUCCAAGCGUACGAUGCAAUCGAGAACGAAUUCAACGUUUUUUCCAACCAGAAAAUGUUGGAUGUGUACGCGGAUAUGUUUUCGGAGUCUCUCGGGGAAGAAGCGCGAGCGGCGAUUUGGGAGCGAGCGACGGAGAAGUUUUACUCGAGAGCUGAAUAUAGCAGCGCGGACGGCGAACGAGCGAGGAGGCAAAGAGAGGCGCACGGGACGUUCGCGCCGGAGGUGAGCGCGAAGAAAGAGUUCGCCGCGGACGAUCCGAAGCGGUUCAAGCGCUUGGUGGAGUUAGUGAGAGAUAAGAUGGAGAACGGGGCACCACCGAAAGAAGGAGAACAGAAGGGAGAGAAAGAUGUGGAAGUUACGAUGAGAGCAGAAACGAAGAAAGCGGCGAGAAGCGCGGCGCUGACGGCGUUUGUGUUUGAAGUUUUACAGACGCUUCAAGAGGAAGGAUCGAGUUAUUUCGCCGAAAAAGCGCCUGAUUUUGAUCACGUUUAG